Chenopodium quinoa (quinoa) is the source of this 3392-nucleotide messenger RNA. RefSeq lists its product as uncharacterized. Gene Ontology annotation, cellular component: ribonuclease MRP complex; nucleolar ribonuclease P complex. The coding region runs from base 551 to 3097 and encodes 848 amino acids. NCBI's taxonomy places the organism in Eukaryota, Viridiplantae, Streptophyta, Magnoliopsida, Caryophyllales, Amaranthaceae. The transcript has 10 exons. The record is from RefSeq and is a predicted model, not a curated record. Gene Ontology annotation, biological process: tRNA 5'-leader removal.
UAUUAAUAUGCCAUAGCACGAAUUUACUGUUGUAUGUUGGCAUGCUUUCGACAAUAACCUCCUUCAAAACAAGGGCUUUCUUGAAUACAUACAUGGUGAUAUCGAGUUUUGUUCUUCUCCCCACAAACCCAAUAAUCUCUAGUUCUACAAGCACCUAAGGGGUUAUCCAUCUGGCUUGGUAGGCUGGAUUCUUGUAUAUAGUUGAACCAGAACAAUAUAUCUGCAAUAUGCGAGAAGACUCAUCAACAUUUAGAAAAUGCACAUGAAACAAUCGAUUAUAGAGAUUUAACUUCAUGCAUUGGGGUUAAGUACAAAUAAAUCAUCAAUUUUUAUUAAAGAAGUUCCACAUUUGAUGUAAUUAUCGAGUACGGAGUGGAAAUUUAUUAUGUUAACCUUACUUUUUUGUUGAUUUAUUAACGAUUUUACCAAUAAAAAACAAAAACAAAAAAAAAAACCUUACCCUGCAUACUUACAUUCCUGACUCUUCUUCCUUCCACUCUCCAUUGCCCAUUGCAGUAACAAUUCAACUACACUCUCCCUUCCUCUCUCAAUGGCUUCCGACGCCGCCAAACAAUGCCGACCACCACCAUCGGCGGCGCCACCGCGAACCCUAGACGUCCGCAAGUACGCCGAUUCACGCGCCACUGAAUUAGAAUCCCUCCACUCAAUCGUCUCCAAUCGCCUCAACAACGACUUCCGUUCUCAGCGUAACAAGCGCCGCCGUACCACCGGAUUCGACUCCAAGCGCCGCCGAAGACCCCGUAAUUCCGGCAAUGCGGUCAAAGAUUUUGAAAAGGAGGAGAAUGAAAAGGAGAAGGGGAAGAAGUUGCCGCGAAGAGUUCGUAGGAGGAUUGAGUUGACGAAGAAGAAUCUAGAAGUAGGGUUUAGUGCAUCAGGAGAUGGGACUAAGAGGUUGAGAACUCAUGUUUGGCAUGCUAAGCGGUUUACGAUGGACAAGUUUUGGGGAUUUUAUCUUCCCGUCGGAUUGCAUGGAAGUGGAAAGGGAUCGAGAGCUCUUUUAAAGUGGUACAAACAAGGGUCUGUUGUGCAUGAUGCAAGCUACUACAGUGCUGUUCAGUUGGAGGGUUCAGAGGAAGCAUUGUCAUCGAUUCUAAGCAUGUUAUUGGUUCCCUCCAUGAUUGAUCAUCCUGAAGACAUUUGCCAACGCUUACUUUCUGGGAAAAUAUAUGGACGUGCGAUGCUUCACCAUGCCAGGCAGGAUGGUUUUGAUGCCAUUUGCCCUGUGACUUAUAUGUGGCGGCCAUUGCAUCAGCAUAACAAUGUUGGCACAAAGGAUAAGGGAGCUGAUGAGAAUAUGGAAACUGAAUCAAGCUCUCAAUUACCUCAGCUUUGGAUAUGGAUGCAUCCCUCAGCUUUUCGUGAAGGACUUGAUUGUCUAAAACUUGCUUGUCAAAAUAUGACAAAUGAAACAGGCAUUAUGAUUGGUUGUGUGUCCCUUGAUGGGCAACUUGCAAAUUUAGAAGUCAUGGGAUCUCGAGCAUUCCAACUUCUUCAAAAAAUAUUGCAUCCUAUUGCUCUUUCGGUGGAAGAUUCUGUUGAGUUAAACACUGGUUCAGCAACAGCUUAUACAAAUGGAUGUGAAAUUAAGCCUAAGAACAACCUUGAAAAUGAAGAUUGCUUUUCUUCUGGUGCAGCAGUGUUACUUACUGUUGUUGAUCCACGUUCCUCAUGUCACAAAAAGUCUUUGGCCGCUCCAGCUGCAAAUUUAGCCAAUGAUCAAUGUGGCUCAAUGGAAGAUAAAAGUGAAGAAAACUAUGCAGGAAACUUGCUAACGAAGGAAGAGGUACUUUCUACCCUGCAGUCAAAAUAUGACAGCAAUGCCUCUUUAUCUAACUGCAAGGACUUGUGGGAUGCCAGCAAUGGGAUUCAUCCACCUGUGGAAGAGCAUAAACUCUGUUUGGAGAAGCAUCAAAAGUCUUUGGAUUUCUUUCGCCUGAAGGAUACAUCUUCAACAAAAUUUGCUUCUGUUGACGGUCACUUCUCAAGAUUCUGUCCAAUUCUGUUACUGAGAAAUGCUGACGAGGCAGACCGCCUUACUGGAUGGUCUAUUAUACUCCCUAUUAGUUGGGUUAAGGCUUUCUGGAUUCCUCUGAUUUCUGGUGGAGCUCAUGCCAUUGGCUUGAGAGAGAAGCAUUGGAUUGCUUGUGAUGUUGGCUUGCCUUAUUUUCCGUCAGAUUUUCCUGAUUGCAAUGCAUAUUCUCGUUCAAUGGAAAUAAAGGCCUCAGCAGUUGACAAAACUUUGGAAAAUUGUCCAUCUGCUACAAGACCUUUUGAAAUUCCUAUACAACUUCCUUGGAACAGCAAAUGGUUUUCUUUCAGCAGAGGAGCUGGAGAGGGUAACGAAAUGGAUUUUUCUAGCAAUUUAACAUGUUCAGCAGAUCUAGUAGGCAAGCUUAGUGAUACUUUGCUUGUCAGUAACAGUGUUUAUUCUGAAGUAUUAGUAGCUAGGACUUCCAGAAUGCUGACUUCUUUCUUGAAAGAAAUAUCUAGUGAUAAUUUGCUGUUGUUCCCUAAGGGGCUAGAUAGACCGACUUUAUCACAUUUAAUGAUGAAAGAAGCCAAGAUCAGUGCCUCAAACCUGGCCACCUUGACGUGUGACAGAAGAUUGUGUUAUGUCCGAGUUGUCUUACAUGCUUUCAAGGAAGGCGUUUUUGACGAGGGAGCAGUUGUUUGUGCUCCUUGUUUAUCAGAUAUAACAUUAUUGAAGUCCAGGCCAGAAGAUAACGAGGGCCUCCAAGUGCCUCAUGCUUUUGUUGGCUCAUACGUCAAAAAAUUACCUUCCGGCAAGUGGGAUUUCCAUAUGCCCAUGGACCCUGCUGCUAGGGAAGCUUAUAGGCCACCAGUAGGCUUUGUUACCUCCGGAUUUGUUCGAGGAAGCAAGAAACCAGGAGCUGUGGCUUUUUGUGAAGCUGUGCUACUUGCUCAUCUUAGAUUUGAACAGUGGAGUUGGAUGCCUUCAAAAAAGAGGAGGAAGGAGGUAUUUGUCUUGGUCAGAAAUUUGAGAUCUACAGCAUAUAGGCUUGCUCUUGCUACCAUUGUAUUGGAAAGACAAGAAGAAGACGUGGAAUCCCUAUGAUUUUUGCCUUCAUGCUUUAAUUCUGGUGCAACUUUCAACUGUGCAACGAGUUCCAGGCUCUCAGCUUUGGAAUUUAAGUUGUGCUACUGGAUUUCAAUUGUGAAUGAAAAUAUUUUUUCUUCUCAUUUUCACAAAUUUCUUUCAAGUGAGAUGAUCGAGAUAUACACAGACUAGAGGGAAGUGAGAUCGAACCAAUCACUCAAUUAGAAAGUCUUCAAUUUUUUGGAACAAAGGCAAUGUAACAUAUUUUUUGAAAGCAAUGUAAUGUAAUCAAGCAAAUGAUGUUGCAAUCAUU